Messenger RNA from Drosophila takahashii, 1128 nucleotides. RefSeq lists its product as uncharacterized. The record is from RefSeq and is a predicted model, not a curated record. Gene Ontology annotation, biological process: proteolysis. Lineage: Eukaryota; Metazoa; Arthropoda; Insecta; Diptera; Drosophilidae. Gene Ontology annotation, molecular function: serine-type endopeptidase activity.
AAAGAAUGCCGCAUUGAAGGUGCCUUCCAAUGGUGUUUGCUCAGUUGGUUUGCCCAUGCUUUUCACCGAAUAUCCGGCCAUAAAAGCCGGGACAAGGUCACCCAAACCACAGUUCACAGCGAGAUGCUUUGGCGUUGGGAGUAUCUCUUACUGGGCCUGCUGCUCCUGGCAGAGCUCACCCAACUGGGUGAAGCGGUGGCCAAGAAUAAUCAGCGGAGGAAUCGGAGGCUUCGAAAUGGAAAUAGUGGAAACAAAUUGGCAGCUAGAAGAAAUAAUACCAAUAGAACUACCGCCAAAAAACUUUCUACCAAAAAGGUCAAUCAAAAGAAGAAGACCUCCUCAUCCGCUAGUCCAGCUAAAAUACAAUCGAGAAUUGUGGGUGGCACCACCGCCAACAUUUCCAACUUUCCCUUCAUUGUCCAGUUGCGUCGCGGAACGAGUCUCUGUGGCGGAUCCCUACUCAACGAUCGAUGGGUCAUUACAGCCGCCCAUUGCGUCAAAGGACACAGUGCCUCCGAUAUUUCGGUGCGUGCAGGGACCAAAACUUUGGAUGGCAGCGAUGGCAUUGUUCGCUCGGUGGACUCCAUUCACAUAGCACCCAAGUUCACGACGCAGAAGAUGAACAUGGAUGCUGCACUGCUCAAGUUGAAUGCCUCGUUGACGGGCACAAAUAUCGGAACAAUCAAGAUGGCCACCUCGCGCCCCACAGCGGGCGCCAAAGUUCGGAUUGCGGGUUGGGGAAUCACCAGGGAGGGCAGCACUACGGCCUCCCAAACUCUGGAGGCCGCCACCAUACGAGUGGUCAAGCAGCGAAAGUGUCGAACGGAUUACCGGGGAAAGGCUAGUAUCACCAACUAUAUGAUCUGUGCCCGCGCUGCUGGCAAGGAUUCGUGCAGCGGAGAUUCCGGUGGCCCGGUGGUGAUAAACAACAGCCUGGUGGCCCUCGUAUCCUUCGGCUAUGGAUGCGCAAGAGCCGGUUAUCCUGGCGUCUACACACUCAUGUCCGCAGUUCGUCCUUGGGCCAACAAGGUUAUGGCCAAUAAUUAGGGAUCGCAAGUCUGAUCUAAAACUAGAACUCUGAACUAGAACCUAAGGUCGUUAGUUGCUACGUGCGAUUUAAUAAAUAUU